CGUUGCAGAUUAGAGCUUCAGUUUUAUGUCAGACUCCUUGAGACUUGUCUUUGAGAUCUGAUUAAAUUGGCAAAACCAUAGGAUGGAUCCUCUGUAAGGUAAUGCAGGAAGAAUAGCUGCUUCAGUGUCUAAUACUUGAGGUUAAAUUUUCCCAGCCUUUAAUGCUGAGUGUUGUGUACUUAUAACUAGCAUGACUAAUAACCCGUAGUAAUAAUUAAAGAGGAAGAACCUGAUAAUUAAAUAGGAAGAAAAUACUUUAACAAGGACAGAACACAAGUGAAGAUCUUCAUCUUUUGAAGACUUCUGAUUUAAAUACCAGAGGCCCAAGGAGAAAAAAACCCAGACCAUUGUGAGUGCAAGCUUUAACUGUUGGUGUUUUUUUGUUGUUUUGGAUUAUUUUUUUUUAAUUACUCUAAGUGAAGUGUGUGGUCAAGAAGUUCCUUUCAAGAAGACUCGUUGCUUUAGUGAGUAGGACCAAAUAACAAAGCUCAAACUGGAGUACCCAUUGGAAUUUAUUUCUGACAAGGCUAGGCAUAAUCGCUUUGGAGUAUUUGGUCUUUUGGUCUGAAUCUCAUAUGUCAGCAAGAGAAAUGAUAAAAAGUUCCGUAUUUUGAGGGUAUCUUUUCAUGUAUGGCAAUGCCUGUUUACUGCUCAGGUUGGUAGGCUUCAAAUUAUUUGUUCUCUGGCAAGAAAAAUUCAGUGAAGACAGUGACAGGCAAUUAUCUUCCAGGUUCUUUCUGUUCUAGGGCUUUAUACUGGAAUAAUUACUUUUACUGGGGCUUUUGGGGAAGUACUGUAGAGGAUUAUGCCAGUCACAAGCAGUUCUCAAGGAUGUGAGGAAGGAGAACUGUUUGUGUGAAGUGUCAACUUUAUGUACUUCUGUACUUCAACUUUGUCUAUGCCCCCCCCUCCUUUUUUUCAUUGUGUUUUCUCAAAACCAUUCAAAAACCUGAGUUUGGCAGUUUUCUAAUACACUUUCUCAAGUUCUGUCAGUCUGUCCAGAUUGCUAAGAUGCAAGUAAUUUGUUUUCCAUUGUGACCUAAGAAGCUGGGCUAUCAUCCUGUCUGGGUUGUAGAAGAGCUUAUAUUGGUUGCUUAUAAAAAACGGUUGCAAGAUACAGUAAACAGUACUUGUAUGCUCUCUUUAAAUAUAAAUGUAUUUUGAAGCAAUGGAGUGAGGGACAACGUUCUUUAAGGUAAUUAGUAGUACUGAUACUUGAAGGUACAGCUUCAGGUGUUUCAUUUUCAUGAGCCAGGUGGAGUUGCCAGUAUUUUUAGAGCUUUUAUGGCAAUCCCCCAUCCCCCACCCCCAUUUGAGAACUGACUAAUCAGUUCUGUUUGGUAAAAUGUAUUAAAAGUGUGAGUUUCCUGUACUUACCCCUUUGACAGAUCUAAAACCUGAUUUGAAUGGUGAUUUCAUGCUUUACUGACUCUUUUUUGUUACCUUUUUUUCCUCUCUUUUUUUCCCCCUUCCUAUAGUUUUUUUUCUUGCAGUCUUCAGUGUCCCUGUGGGAUAGUCCUGCAGAGCAAAAGGCACCUUUUUGUAGUUUGCACAGUCAUUAGAUGAAUCCCUUUAUUCUGUGAAGCAAAGCCCACAGCAAAUUAAAAGCAGAUUCUCAACUUGUGUGUUACAAUGUAGAAGUUAAACUGGGAUCUUUUUGUUAUAAUCUCAAUAAACUUGCAUCUGUUUUGAAGUAUCUAGGCAGUCUGUUACCCCCUUCCCCCUGAACAAUUUUAGGUGUAUUUAAUGGAUCAUCUAAAUAGGGAAGUAUUGUCUGUGAUGAGUUGCUAGUCCUGUCUUCUGAUGUUUACACGUCCAAACAUUGUUCUUUUGGCCAGUGAGCUUGGGGCCAGGUGAAUAAAAGAAUAAGAAGCAUUCUAAGCUGAAGAAUGCAAAAGGUUUUCACUUCUGGUGGGGUUUCUGCUCCUUUGAAACAGCAAAGUAACUUUUUUUCACUCAGUGGAUUUGGCCAGUCCUAAAUUCUUAUUAUGCUUUCAGGUAUCUUUAUCUUCAGAGGUCUUUGAUGGUUGAUCAGAUUGAGGAUUACUAUUUGAUUCUAUUUAGAAUGAAUGAAGAUGAUGACUGAUAUCAGUUGGUAUGGAGCCAUAGCUCUGUGCUGUAUUGUAACACUUAAGGAAUAGUAGUGUCUAGAAAAGAAGAGCAAAUCCCUUUGAAUUUCAGUGAUAAUUCUAUUGCAUUUUAUAAUUUUUGUGUACAUUUUUUUUUAUUUUUAAGGAGGACAGUGUAUACUAUAUGACAUUUAUUUCAUAAUCUGAAAGAAGAAUAGCAUUUGGAAUAAUGGCAACAGGAGACCUAAAAGGAAGUUUAAGAAAAAUUGAACAAGGACUUCGCUUGUUAAAUUAUCCAAGAGAUGUGGAUUACACAGUGUUAGUAAAGGGUGAUGCAGCUGCAUUUUUACCUAUCAUCAGCUAUUGUUUUACAUCUUUUUCAACUUACAUAGCAGAGCUUUUGGUAAAGUGCAAUGUGGAACUCACAGCAAAGAGUGACUUGCGUUUUAUUGAAGCUAUUUAUAAGCUUCUUCGAGAUCAAUUUCAAUAUAAACCAAUUUUAACAAAACAACAGUUUCUUCAGUUUGGCUUUGCGGAAAGAAAGAUGCAGAUUGUUUGUGACAUUAUCAACUGUGUGGUGAAAAAACAUAAGGAAUUAAGUAACUCAAAUAAGGUUAAAUUGCAAACGAGGAAGAAACUCAGAUCUGUUAAAUGUGAAGUAUGGUCAAAUUAUGGUAAUGUCCUUGCUGAUCCUAGUGGCAGUGGUCUGAAUUCCAAACAGAAGCCUCAAGUAGAACGGCACUCAGGAAAUGAAGUUAAUUGUGACCUUAACCCACUACCCCUUCCAGCACAGGGAUGUAAUGAAGAAGAAUCGUACCUUGAUAACGAUGUUGUGGAAGUCAAAUGUGAACAAGUAAUAGAAGAUAAUACUCAGAUUGAGUUCCUGAAGAGUCAGCUUGCUGAUUGCCAGGAAAAACUUCAUAAGCUAGAUUGGAUGGAAGGUAAACUACAUGUUUUAGAAGAGAAACUGAAAGGAAAGGUGAUCAUAGAUGAGAAGGACUGGAAUAACUUGUUGAGUCGAGUUUUGCUUCUUGAAACAGAAUUGUUGUUGCAAUCCAAAAAGAGAGACUUACCUACAGAGGUCAGCAACAUCGGCCAAGAAUGUACUGCUGGUAGGAUUCCAGUUUCUGCUGAUACAGAGAGGAAGGAGGACAUGCCAGAGAGCCUUCAUCAGUUGCCUGGAUACAGUUCACUGUUAUCCCCAAACCCAUCUCCCAAAGCCAUGACCAUUAAUUCUCAAUGUCUGACAAUUUCAAAGGAGACAACAAGACAAAGAAUGGAAAGGAUAAGUAAAAUAAUUGAAGAAACCUCAGAAUUGUUGAAAACAUCAAGCAACACCACUUGAGAAGACCUGAAAGCACAGGGCUUCAGACCUGGUCUCUGUAGACUUGUGGAUAUCAGAACUAAUAUGUAUGUUUGUACAGCAUUAAAUUUUUAAGAUGUCAAAUUUGUAAUAAAUUUUGAACAAAUA
Molecule: messenger RNA, 3540 nt
Organism: Falco peregrinus (peregrine falcon)
Lineage: Eukaryota; Metazoa; Chordata; Aves; Falconiformes; Falconidae
Gene: CEP44
Product: centrosomal protein 44
Exons: 10
Coding region: 2299-3414 (371 amino acids)
Cellular component (GO): centrosome; spindle pole
Source: RefSeq, a predicted model, not a curated record